CCCCCCCACCAACAUAGGUAACCUGGCCUCGAUUUGGGCCGCCGAUUCAUGACUCCAUCCCGAUGACUCGUACCCAUUUCGCUCUAUAAAGGCUGCCCCCUUCUCAUCCCAUCAUGAACCGUGCUGCCCCGGCCUUCUAUUUUCUUGCGGUGUUCCCGAUGUCUCUAUCGCCCACUACAGGAAUGAACAGGCUUUCUUUGGAGAGCAUGCCACUACAGUCAAGAUCCCACCGCCAGAUGGCCUCAUCACAGGACGAUCCUGUUGACCGGAGUACGGAGAGAGACUCGGAUGUGGAUGUGGACGAGGACGACGAAAGUGUCUCUGGCGACUCAAUGGAAGAACACCCGACGGUUGUCCGGUCCCCCACCGGGCUGAGGUACAAUAUCGGACACCUAUCUGAAGAGACACAGGAAGUCGUGAGGUCAUUGUUUGGCGAAAUAGUGGAAGAGCCCCUUGAUAUAACCCUGAAGUGGUGCGAUCGACUGAGCGACCAGGGAGGCAAUGAUGACUUCUACGCGUUUCAGAUGAGCGAGGUGGUUCCGCGUUCCGUCCGUAUCGGCUCUCCCCAGAGCAAAUACGGGGAGCCGGAAUGCCGAUGCGGCGCCAAACCGUGCAAACACCUCAUCUGGCUCUCGGACCUCAUAGCCAGCCAAGUCCUCUACAGCCACAACCCCGACAAGCCGCUGACCCUCAACGAGCGAGGAUAUGCCGAGGAGCUCGGCUCCCCCUUCAAGCGCAUCUCGGAGAUGCGCCUCGACGUCCUCGCCAGCAGUCUACACUGUGACGUGGGACACCCGGCAUCAAAACCACGACCAAGCACAUCCCGCAAGGCCGAGGCCCGCGAGAUACUCGCCUCGGUGGCCGAGGUGGACGAAUACGACCUCCCCAACUUCCGGCCCGACCUCCAGGAAGAUGACUUCGACCACACCUCGCUCAUCCACCGCUCAGAUUUCGAAGCCACCCUCUUCUCCCUCCUGCUCGCCUCCCACAGCCUCACCGCCUGGGUCCGCUCCCAGCUCCGGCCCUCCGACCUGCCCCGGGACCGCUUCCGCCUCAUCCACCAGCGCGUCCUCCGCGUCCUCUCCGACCUGGACGCCUACUCCGCCGCGAGCCGCGACCACCCCGCCACCCGCGCCUCGCCGGGAGGCGCCAACGCCGACGUCGAGGGCCCGCGGGACGUGGCCUGGGCCGCGCGGUCGAUCGAGCGAUGCGUCGAGGAGAUCCGCGUGGCCGUCGCCUCCGCGGCCCGGCGGCAGCACCGGCAGGAAGAUGGCGAUUCCUACGGCGACGGCGACGGCGAGUCCGCUCCGCUCGCGCCCUGGGAGCGCGCCAGCGCGGCCCGCGCGCUCGUCCGCAUCCUGCGCGCUGUGGCAGAGCGGAACACGGACGCGCACCGGGGGGCCACGCAGGACGACCGGAACCUCUACGCGCGGCUGGUCGGCAACCGCGACACGGGGUUCGUGCGGGCCGCUCUGGAGCUGCUCGUCGACCAGAACCAGUUCGUCGAGGAGCUCGAGGACAUACUCGAGCUGGUCGGCGCCAGCGGCGUCGUCACCGGCUGGUGGGCCGGCAUGAAGCGCGUCGUCGCGCGCAUGCGCAGCUGGAGGGGCACGGGCACGGGCAAGGGAACCGGCGCCGGCGCCGGCGCGGAUAGGUCGAGGAAGGGUAAGGCGCCGCUCGCCACCAUGCCUCCUCCGCCGCCGGGUUUCAGCAGAUCUUCGUCGGCGUCGUCCGCUCCCGCCGCGCGCGGGGACUGGGACGAGGGCGAGGCCCAGCGUACAUCUGCGCAGGGAGCGGCGUCGGCGGCGGCGGGUCCGUCGAGGGACGGCCGGGCCGGAUCUGCAGGAGGUGGGGCGGGUGGCAGCUCGCGCGGCGGCGCCGGCUCGAAGCGUUCCAGCGUCGACGCCGGAUCAGAUCGAGGUCCUAAGCGGGCGAGAUGAGGGUGGGGUGUGUGUGUGUUUCUUUCCCCGACCGCUGGGCGCUCCUUAAAACAAUUCAUCGCUCGCAGGGCUGGUUCUCUGACUGGAAGCGGCCCGUCUCUCUCUUGGUAGACACGAUGGGUUUUCAUUCUCUUGGUCCUAUAAUUUCACAUCUGGUCUUUGUUUUUAUUUUAAACGGUGAAUACCCGUCAGAGCUCGAUAGAGU
Molecule: messenger RNA, 2145 nt
Organism: Phialemonium atrogriseum
Lineage: Eukaryota; Fungi; Ascomycota; Sordariomycetes; Cephalothecales; Cephalothecaceae
Exons: 1
Coding region: 114-1940 (608 amino acids)
Source: RefSeq, a predicted model, not a curated record